Messenger RNA from Solanum verrucosum, 3203 nucleotides. Its product is annotated as alpha-1,4 glucan phosphorylase L-1 isozyme, chloroplastic/amyloplastic. Gene Ontology annotation, biological process: glycogen catabolic process. Gene Ontology annotation, cellular component: cytoplasm. The transcript has 15 exons. The record is from RefSeq and is a predicted model, not a curated record. The coding region runs from base 164 to 3064 and encodes 966 amino acids. Lineage: Eukaryota; Viridiplantae; Streptophyta; Magnoliopsida; Solanales; Solanaceae. Gene Ontology annotation, molecular function: glycogen phosphorylase activity; pyridoxal phosphate binding.
UGAAAAAAGGGUGACAUUCCACAAGAGGACGCAACACAACACACUUAAUUCCUGUGUGUGAAUCAAUAAUUGACUUCUCCAAUCUUCAUCAAUAAAAUAAUUCACAAUCCUCACUCUCUUAUCACUCUCAUUCGAAAAGCUAGAUUUGCAUAGAGAGCACAAAAUGGCGACUGCAAAUGGAGCACACUUGUUCAACCAUUACAGCUCCAAUUCCAGAUUCAUCCAUUUCACUUCUAGAAACACAAGCUCCAAAUUGUUCCUUACCAAAACCUCCCAUUUUCGGAGACCCAAACGCUGUUUCCAUGUCAACAAUACCUUGAGUGAGAAAAUUCACCAUCCCAUUACUGAACAAGGUGGUGAGAGCGACCUGAGUUCUUUUGCUCCUGAUGCCGCAUCUAUUACCUCAAGUAUCAAAUACCAUGCAGAAUUCACACCUGUAUUCUCUCCUGAAAGGUUUGAGCUCCCCAAGGCAUUCUUUGCAACAGCUCAAAGUGUUCGUGAUUCGCUCCUUAUUAAUUGGAAUGCUACGUAUGAUAUUUAUGAAAAGCUGAACAUGAAGCAAGCGUACUAUCUAUCCAUGGAAUUUCUGCAGGGUAGAGCAUUGUUAAAUGCAAUUGGUAAUCUGGAGCUUACUGGUGCAUUUGCGGAAGCUUUGAAAAACCUUGGCCACAAUCUAGAAAAUGUGGCUUCUCAGGAGCCAGAUGCUGCUCUUGGAAAUGGGGGUUUGGGACGGCUUGCUUCCUGUUUUCUGGACUCUUUGGCAACACUAAACUACCCAGCAUGGGGCUAUGGACUUAGGUACAAGUAUGGUUUAUUUAAGCAACGGAUUACAAAAGAUGGUCAGGAGGAGGUGGCUGAAGAUUGGCUUGAAAUUGGCAGUCCAUGGGAAGUUGUGAGGAAUGAUGUUUCAUAUCCUAUCAAAUUCUAUGGAAAAGUCUCUACAGGAUCAGAUGGAAAGAGGUAUUGGAUUGGUGGAGAGGAUAUAAAGGCAGUUGCGUAUGAUGUUCCCAUACCAGGGUAUAAGACCAGAACCACAAUCAGCCUUCGACUGUGGUCUACACAGGUUCCAUCAGCGGAUUUUGAUUUAUCUGCUUUCAAUGCUGGAGAGCACACCAAAGCAUGUGAAGCCCAAGCAAACGCUGAGAAGAUAUGUUACAUACUCUACCCUGGGGAUGAAUCAGAGGAGGGAAAGAUCCUUCGGUUGAAGCAACAAUAUACCUUAUGCUCGGCUUCUCUCCAAGAUAUUAUUUCACGAUUUGAGAGGAGAUCAGGUGAUCGUAUUAAGUGGGAAGAGUUUCCUGCAAAAGUUGCUGUGCAGAUGAAUGACACUCACCCUACACUUUGUAUCCCUGAGCUGAUGAGAAUAUUGAUAGAUCUGAAGGGCUUGAAUUGGAAUGAAGCUUGGAAUAUUACUCAAAGAACUGUGGCCUACACAAACCAUACUGUUUUGCCUGAGGCACUGGAGAAAUGGAGUUAUGAAUUGAUGCAGAAACUGCUUCCCAGACAUGUCGAAAUCAUUGAGGCGAUUGACGAGGAGCUGGUACAUGAAAUUGUAUUAAAGUAUGGUUCAAUGGAUCUGAACAAAUUGGAGGAAAAGUUGACUACAAUGAGAAUCUUAGAAAAUUUUGAUCUUCCCAGUUCUGUUGCUGAAUUAUUUAUUAAGCCUGAAAUCUCAGUUGAUGAUGAUACUGAAACAGUAGAAGUCCAUGACAAAGUUGAAGCUUCCGAUAAAGUUGUGACUAAUGAUGAAGAUGACACUGGUAAGAAAACUAGUGUGAAGAUAGAAGCAGCUGCAGAAAAAGACAUUGACAAGAAAACUCCCGUGAGUCUGGAACCAGCUGUUAUACCACCUAAGAAGGUACGCAUGGCCAACCUGUGUGUUGUGGGCGGCCAUGCUGUUAAUGGAGUUGCUGAGAUCCAUAGUGAAAUUGUGAAGGAGGAGGUUUUCAAUGACUUCUAUGAGCUCUGGCCGGAAAAGUUCCAAAACAAAACAAAUGGAGUGACUCCAAGAAGAUGGAUUCGUUUCUGCAAUCCUCCUCUUAGUGCCAUCAUAACUAAGUGGACUGGUACAGAGGAUUGGGUCCUGAAAACUGAAAAAUUGGCAGAAUUGCAGAAGUUUGCUGAUAACGAAGAUCUUCAAAAUGAGUGGAGGGAAGCAAAAAGGAGCAACAAGAUUAAAGUUGUCUCCUUUCUCAAAGAAAAGACAGGGUAUUCUGUUGUCCCAGAUGCAAUGUUUGAUAUUCAGGUAAAACGCAUUCACGAGUACAAGCGACAACUGUUAAAUAUCUUCGGCAUCGUUUAUCGGUAUAAGAAGAUGAAAGAAAUGACAGCUGCAGAAAGAAAGACUAACUUCGUUCCUCGAGUAUGCAUAUUUGGGGGAAAAGCUUUUGCCACAUAUGUGCAAGCCAAGAGGAUUGUAAAAUUUAUCACAGAUGUUGGUGCUACUAUAAAUCAUGAUCCAGAAAUCGGUGAUCUGUUGAAGGUAGUCUUUGUGCCAGAUUACAAUGUCAGUGUUGCUGAAUUGCUAAUUCCUGCUAGCGAUCUAUCAGAACAUAUCAGUACGGCUGGAAUGGAGGCCAGUGGAACCAGUAAUAUGAAGUUUGCAAUGAAUGGUUGUAUCCAAAUUGGUACAUUGGAUGGCGCUAAUGUUGAAAUAAGGGAAGAGGUUGGAGAAGAAAACUUCUUUCUCUUUGGUGCUCAAGCUCAUGAAAUUGCAGGGCUUAGAAAAGAAAGAGCUGACGGAAAGUUUGUACCUGAUGAACGUUUUGAAGAGGUGAAGGAAUUUGUUAGAAGCGGUGCUUUUGGCUCUUAUAACUAUGAUGACCUAAUUGGAUCGUUGGAAGGAAAUGAAGGUUUUGGCCGUGCUGACUAUUUCCUUGUGGGCAACGACUUCCCCAGUUACAUACAAUGCCAAGAGAAAGUUGAUGAGGCAUAUCGCGACCAGAAAAGGUGGACAAAGAUGUCAAUCUUGAAUACAGCGGGAUCGUACAAGUUCAGCAGUGACAGAACAAUCCAUGAAUAUGCCAAAGACAUUUGGAACAUUGAAGCUGUGGAAAUAGCAUAAGAGGGGGAAGUGAAUGAAAAAUAACAAAGGUACAGUAUGUAGCUUCUCUUUUUAUCAUGUGAUGAAGGUAUAUAAUGUAUGUGUAAGAGGAUGAUGUUAUUACCACUUAAUAAGAGAUGAAGAGUCUCAUUUUCUGCUU